AUGUGUUCAACCGCUGUCUCCAGAUCGGCCUUUUACCCCAUAUCCUCUUUCAACCACCGUUCGAACGACCAGUUUUGUCACCAGGCUGCCCUGCGCCUGAGCAACCGCCCCGACUUCCGACAUCCCGUCCCGCAGACUAGUCAGAAGCGUGGCCUGCAGACACCCCCAUCCGACGACAUGACUACCACCUACCAACCUCCGAUCGUGGGCCCCUACGAUAAUCAUGUUCUCCCCUCUUACUCUUCCACUCUUCCGCAUGUGCGUGGCUCUGUGCCGUCCAUGAACGAAGUUUCUCGGCCGUCACAGUAUCCUAGAUAUGCUCAGCAGCAACCGCAGCAACAGCAAGCCCAGCUGCAGCAGCAGCAACAACAACAACAACCAUACACACAUGCUACAAAUCUGUCCCAAAACCCUGCCUCGGGUAUUUCUCAGUACUCCACCACCUCAAAACACUCUACACGAACCUCAACCCCGGCUGCUGAGGGCAGCAUGUCUUCACAGAACGGCAGCACCUCAAGGCGGGGCUCACAGGCCUUGAUCCACCACAGCCUACACGUGCCGAGCUGCAUCAACCCCAAGGGCGGCAACCUGGCUGAUUUCGCUGCGCAGAUUACAUGCCUCUUCUGGUUCGAAUCAAUGGAUACCCUGCGAGCUGCGGAAAAUCACGCCAUUCCGUACCCUGCUUUCAAGAAAUGGGCGUACGGCGUUCUAUCGACUACUCAGGUCACGCAGAGUGGCCGCUCCGGCAGCGAAUACAGGCUGCUGACGGUGGCCCUCAUGUUGGGCAACAAAUUUCUGGACGACAACACGUACACAAACAAGACGUGGGCCGAAGUCUCGGGCAUUUCCGUCCAGGAGAUUCAUGUCAUGGAGGUAGAGUUUCUGAGUAACAUGCGGUACAGCCUCCUGGCCACCAAGGACGAGUGGGAGGACUGGUUGGCCAAGCUCUCUUGCUUUUCCGAAUACUAUGAGCGUGCCCUCAAGCAGCCGACGUCUCCAAUCGCCAUGUCAUCACCGACGUCCAAGGCGCUCUUCAGUUCUCCCUUGCCAUCACCCACCCGGGCUACCCAGGCCACGUCGGCGGUCCCUGCUCUCCCCGCCUCGGCUACCCCUGUCUACCACGGCAACGUCAACGCCUCGAAUGGCCAAGCGUGGCCUACUAGCUACCAGAAUCCCGUCAUGUCGCCGCUGACUGCGAAAUCCCACGUCAACAUGAUGUCUAAGAAGAGGGCACACGAGGAGGACCCGACAGAGCCGCCUGCGAAGCGCAUGAAUGUGCAACCGAAUGCGAUGCCCCCUGCACGACCCCCCGUCGUGGGUGAGCAACCGAUACGGCUGCCAGUGCCGAAUCUGUCCCUCAACACCAACACACCAACUCCGGGCUCCGUGCAAUACAUGACGCCGACUGCCUACGCGCCCCCUUCCCACGUCUCGCUCCCACCACUAGUCCCUGGUGUACGCGCCAUGUCGAGCGUCUAUCCCGCAAACGGGCCGGUGCCACAAGCGCAGCUGCCGCUUCCUUCGACGACUGGGUCUGUCAUGCCACAGGCUACUCUGACGCCGACAAUUGGCAUGCCAGUGCACCCAAGCAUGAGCUAUGGAACCCCGAGCCGGCGCCACAGCCCCGGCACUCUGGCGGCGUUUGGAUCGUCGCCUCUGGGCGACGUGUACGGAUCUGUCUCGGCAGUGCACACGCCCAUAUCACACACACCCAUCUCUCACUCGCCUAGCGUCUAUCUCCAACAGAGGCCCAGCCCGUACAAGCCGGUACGCCACGUCAACACACUGCUGUACCCACCUCCGUCCGCCUCUCUCCACGAGUACCACAUGUCAGCGGCAGCGGCGCCACAGAUGCACUAUCAGCCUCUUGGUCGCCGCAACGACCUGCGAACCGGCGUGGUUCCAGAGUACAUGACACUGGGAUAUCGCAGUGCACAGCCUGUGCAGCAGAUGAUGCCGCACGGCCAACAGGGUCACCAUCUCAACUAG
Molecule: messenger RNA, 1989 nt
Organism: Verticillium dahliae VdLs.17
Lineage: Eukaryota; Fungi; Ascomycota; Sordariomycetes; Glomerellales; Plectosphaerellaceae
Exons: 5
Coding region: 1-1989 (662 amino acids)
Biological process (GO): regulation of cyclin-dependent protein serine/threonine kinase activity
Cellular component (GO): cyclin-dependent protein kinase holoenzyme complex; nucleus
Molecular function (GO): protein kinase binding; cyclin-dependent protein serine/threonine kinase regulator activity
Source: RefSeq, a predicted model, not a curated record